CUCAUUUGCAAAUGUUUCGUGUUUAUAUCUUACAUGUUAUUAUUUCAUAUCAAUCGGAUAUCUUACUUCGGUUGGAGGAUCUUUCUCGUCCAUAUUAAAAAUUUAGUCACAAAGAAAGAAAAAGGGCUAAGAAAGACACCAGUUGAUCGUGUGAAUACAUUGUUUGUGAAAGUGAGGUUGAAUAUUGUCGUUGCUGAUGUCAAUGCUACAUAUUUAUAUUUUAGAAGCUGUAUAGUGUACAUGUCAUAAAUAUUUGGAUUGAAAUAUAUUUGUGCCUCGUACUUUGAUUGAUCAACAAUAUAACGAUACGAAAGACAAGGGAAGAUUAUUUCAAUGCAAGGCACUAUAUCAUAAAUAAAGCACUAUUGCCGAAUGCCAUUAUCGGUCAGUUUGACUUUUGUGGUGCUAAAGGUAUAGCCGUGAUUUGUCGUAUACACACGACUCGUCUCUUGGGGCCGCCCGGGUUGUUCAAAAGCCCUAGGUUAAAAAAUCUUCAAAUCUUGUCUACAAAGUUGAAUCUCUUUCCAUAAAUAUUUUCUGAACAGACAAAAGCAAUAUUUUGUAAAUGUUUUAAAACGAACUGCAUUACUGCAGUUCAGAAGCACUUGAUUAAAAUCUAACCCCUGGUUAGAGUUAUAUAUAACCCAGCUUUGAACAACUGGCCUCUGACUUAUAUGAAAAUUACUUUUGACGCAACGCUAAUCUUAAAUCAAAAUGUUUACUAGUUUCAAUAACAAUUUUUUACUAAUUAUCGCAACGUGUUUAUGUCUGCGACUGCAUGUUAUUAUUUUGGAUAUAUAUUUCUCGGUUGGAGGAACUUUCUUGUAAAUAUUUUCAUUAAGAAUUGAGUUCAAAGUAAAAGAGUUGAGAUACCAGUUGCCCAUGUGAAUACAAUCAAUACAUUGACAUUGUUUAAUUGUGAAAGUGAAGUUGUAUAUGUUGUCGUUGUCGUUGUCACACAUGGUUGGCACACAUGGCGAUUUGUCGUACACGACUCGUAUUUUCAGUGGAAUAUACUGAAGAUUUGUCAGCACAGACUGUAUAUACCAGACAGGAAUGAGCGAAGAAGAGAUGGAAGAAUAUCACAAUGAUCGAACGAAGUUACUUUGUGACGACUCUAGUGAACCAACACGAAAGCUUCAUGGCGAAAUUGACAGAUUUAUUUAUCCCCAGUCUGACAGUGAAACGAAUCAUAAUGAUUUUGAGCUAUGUGAGAGAAGACAACCUCGAAAUCUACAUGACAGUGACAUGGACAUAAAUGAACAACUCAGUUCAAACGAUAGGAGCGAAUCAAAAUUUCGUUUAUUUCAAGCAAUUCCGCGACGUUUUAUAAUUCUUGUUCUUAUAACGUUGGCUAAUUUUAACAUGUACUGCAUACGGAUGUGUCUAAAUGUCACCAUUGUGGCAAUGACUCGUGGUGAAGGGAAACAGUAUAAUAGUACAGGACCUCAUUUAUCUAGAGACAUGGAACCAGAGUUUCAUUGGGACAAGCAAUUUCAAGGCACAAUAUUGGCUUCGUUAUAUUGGAGUUACACUGCCAUGCAAAUACCAGCUGGAUUGCUAUGUGUCCAGUAUGGUGGUACGUUUCUAUUGGGUUUUGCGAUAUUUGGUUCAUCACUUUUUACUUUGGCUACGCCAUUCAUCGUACGACAAAACGUGUAUGCGUUCAUAUUUGUGCGCAUCAUGGAAGGGGCGUUCUUGGGUUUAGUAGCUACUUCAGGAAUAUCGUUAUUCAGUAAAUGGUCGCCAAUAUACGAAAGAAGUAUUUUUAUGAUGGUCGGAUGUUCAGGUUAUCUAUGGGGGACUGUUUUUGCAAAUUCAAUGAGCGGUGUUCUCGCUGGCAGUUAUUGGGGAUGGCCGUCUGUAUUUUAUUUCUUUGGUGUUCAAGGGAUUCUUUGGUAUUUUUGUUGGAUAUAUUUUGUUUAUGAAGAUCCAAAGGACCAUCCAAAUAUUACCAAGGCGGAACUUAAUCUUAUAGGAAAACACUGGAAUAAAAAGCUAUCAUUUCGUGACAUCCCGUGGAGAUAUAUACUGACCUCUGUGCGGGUCUGGGCGAUCAUUAUUCCGAACUUUACAGACUGUUGGAGUUUUUAUACAUUCAUGAUUUCAUUCCCCGGUUAUCUAAAGGAUGUACUGAACUUAGAUAUCACGACCAUUGGUUUUACCAGCUCAUUGCCGUAUGUCUUGUCAGCUGUCUUAACUCCUUGCUGGGGAUAUUUUAUCGAUGUUUUACGGAGCAAAAAAUAUAUUUCUACAACAAAUUCGAGGAAGCUUUCUCAUAUUGUAGGUGCUGGGCUUAGUGCCAUAUUCAUAGCCGCAAUGGCGUACGCUUCAACAGCCACUUCUGCUAUUGUCAUUGCAACCAUAGCAAUAACUUUGACAAAUUUCACCACAUCUGGACCUCCAACAAGUUUAGUCGAAUUGGCGCCAAAAUAUUCCGGAGUUCUGAUGGGUUUCGCGAACUUCGCUUGCAAUAUUACCGGAUUUAUCACGCCUGAAGUUGUCGGAGCACUCACUGUUCACGGGGACAUUCGUCAUCAGUGGGGAAGAGUAUUCUAUGUCUGUGCUGGUAUUAAUAUCAUUGGCAUGCUGUUUUACCUCACUUUUGGAUCUUCAGAGAAACAAGCCUGGGCAGAACAUUAAUAGCUAUGUUUAACUGUGUUAUCAUGCAGCCAUUUCGUGUCUGUUGGAAUAAAUUUUACGAGAAUAAAUU
Molecule: messenger RNA, 2713 nt
Organism: Dendronephthya gigantea
Lineage: Eukaryota; Metazoa; Cnidaria; Anthozoa; Malacalcyonacea; Nephtheidae
Product: vesicular glutamate transporter 1-like
Exons: 13
Coding region: 1057-2643 (528 amino acids)
Biological process (GO): monoatomic anion transport; transmembrane transport
Molecular function (GO): transmembrane transporter activity
Source: RefSeq, a predicted model, not a curated record